CGGGAAGCGUAGGAAAAAGAAAAAUAUAAGAUAGUGAAAAAUUGGAAGUGUAGAGAAGUACAGUGCACCAGAACGGCAGCAUCAGAAAUAGUUAGAUUAAGUGCGGAAAGAAUUGUUGGUUUAAACUAAAAGGAAUAAAAAAAAGAUAGUGGUGCAGAAACACUAAGCCGUGCAUGCAGAGAAGUGAUCUAAUAAAGAAGAACAAAAUAUGAUACAAUAGAACACAUAAACACAAAACAAAAAGAAUAGAGUUGGAAUUAACAUAAAGAGGAAACGGAGUCGCAGCCAGAUACCAGCGCACUGCAAUAAAGAACCCUUUCAAGGCGUUAGUAGUAUAUCGCACGUGUAAAUCACCAUGGCGCUAGUGGUGUAGAUCGACUGAUCGACCAAAAUAAGCUAAAGCCUGAUAAAGCCACCCGCGCGACUGUCUCAGAUGCAAACGUACAGGCAGGCAGCAAACGUUGACGUCCGGAACGGUGGUGCCGGUACACCAGCUGCUGCUGCUGCAGCUACUGUUAAUGCAGUUUUGGCGGAUACGUUGAUUAUGCUGAUAGCUGAACCGAACGCCGUCGUUACACCGUUGCACGCACACCAACCGGAAGGGUUCGGUGGCAAAGAGGUGGAGGCACUGCCCGGAACACGCGUCCAGAAGCUGCGAGCCGUGGAGUGGCGGCGGGCGCACGCAAGCGGAGCAAAUUGAACCCAGAAGGAGCCGUGUGUCGUGUGCGCAGCGGAAAGGUGCGCGCACCAUUAUUCAAGGGAGAAGCAGCGAUUUGUCCGCGCCACCACUUGGGUAGGUGUCAGUAUAGCAGUUGCCGCUGAAACAGUUACAGCGGGCCACAACCACACAGUAAACAGAUCGUUCACGUCUGCGGCGGCAGCGUGUCUACCAGGCUGUCAAACCUGACGAUCGGGAAAAAACACAACUUUUAUUUGAGAACAAAAAACGGGCAGACCACAGAGGAGCGCAAACCUCAGACCUGAGAAACGAAAGCAAGAGAAGGAGUGUGCCGCGCAACUGUCGUGGAGUUUUUAUAGCAAACAUAUAAAAAAAGGAAGAAAUCCGAGCAGCAACGUAACAGCGCGAGAACGCGUGAACAACUUAAUCUACUUUACCGUACUUAGUAGCACCAGAUACCGUGUAAACGCGGGAAGCGAAAGGCGAGAGGUAUCUGGGAAUAAAAUAAACAUUCAAAAAAAAAACACCAACGCAGAGGAAGCUGCCGAAACAAAUCGUGAUACACAAUCGUCGAGAGAGCAAAAACAGUGAACAAGCAGGGCAGUAGAGAAAGGGAUCUAGUACGCUUUGAAUUCGGCGGAAAACGAAUAUUAAGUUAACCAAAAAAAAAAAAACAAAAAAAAAAAGAUAGAAAAACUCGCCACCACAAACACGGAAGACCGGUGUUGCCUGAGCCGAGCUCGGGCUAAAAGGAAAAAAAACAUCAUCAACAAUAUAUGAAGUAAAAAAAACAAUUCAUAAAAACGGCAGACUUCAGCAGAACAGAUGAUCGGUGGUUUAUAUUUAGCCGGUUCUGGUUACUAAGAUUAUCCUGCGGCGUUGCGAUCUGUUAAAGCGUGUGAAAACUAGGACGGGCACGGAAAGGAAUGCUAAGAAAAGUACGAAAAACAAGGAUUUGUAAAAUACCCGAGUGAAGAUUUGCCUGCCUACUUGGUUUACUAAAAGUGAUAUAAACCACAAACUACUGUGAAAGUAAAACUUAAAGGGAAGAAAAAGAGAACACAGAAUCAAAAGCAGAACAUACUGGUGCUGGUGUGAUAAAGCACGGAUUCAUAGUGAAAUUAUCGAAUACCAACUAUCCUUUAACAUCCCCUCCUCGUCUCUACACUCACCUUCCCUUACUAGUCCAUCACAAAACCCUAUAAUCCGGCAGACGGUGUGGAAAAGGUAUUGGGAAAAUGAAUAUAGAUGCAACGGAACAAUCACCACAACAGGCAGCGCAGAAUCAGCAGCAAACGCACCAACAGGAUACGGCGACGGUAGUGGCAUUACUCAUUUCACCAUCCUCCGCCUCGUCACCGACAUCCACCGUAUCGCCGACGGCAUCAUCGAUUUCGAAAAACAGCAGCACGGACGAGGUCGAUGAAACUACGGCGGAAGCAGCGGACCUUCACAGCAGCGAAUCCCAGCCACCGCGUGAUGUAGGGCAGCGACCAAAUGAGCAACCGAUCGGUGAACGCCAACAGCCGGAUGCCACUCUCGCUAGCGAUCAUCAGCAUGUUGUCGCACGGCAAGAAGAGCGUUACCAGCGAUCGUCGAUGGCGGCAAGCAUACCAUCGUCGAUGCUCGGCACCGCCGAGGAAGACGGAGCUGCCAGUGCUCGGGCGAUGACAUUUGCUUCUGCUAGCUGCGAUGAUGGGGUGCUGGAAACGACGGACCACACACUGCUGGCCCAGUGCACAACGGUCGGAAACGUGACGGCCUCCGCCUCCGAGAAAGAUGACCAACCGGUCGUCACCAGUGCCACUGCCGCCAUCGAUGACGAAGUGUUGGACAGCUUGAACAAAAGGAUGGCUUCUGCAGAGAUCACAGACAACGACACCACCACCACCAAGACGGAUGUGGUACGAGAGCAAGAGUUAACGGCGGAUACCGCAAUUCCCCAGCAAUCGACAAGUUCGAGUUCGUCUACAAGUUCGUCACCAGGAGCGGGGACAGAUGCGGCUAAGGAAGUAGUUGCUUUAGCCGACAGCGGCCUGCCGACGGCGACCGUGCUGGCAGCCGCCAAUAAUAACCCGAUGCCCGACGAGGACAACGAAGAUGAACAGGCUGACAGUAGCAGUUGUAGCAAUAGUAGCAGUACUGAUACCACCAGCAGCACCAGUGGAAGCAGCAAUAGUACCAACACCAGCAGCAGCAGUAUCAACAAUAAUGACCGCUUCAACAACAACAACAACAACAACAACACCAACUGUAGUACCGGACACAAGAAGGAAGAGAUCGAGAGCGGUGACAUCGAUAGCGGUGGUAAGGUUAAGGUUGGCACCGCCUGUGACAAUGAUUCGUCGUUGCGCAUCGAAAAGGAGGAAGGCGUCCGGACGUCUACUGCAACCGAAAUAGCACCCGGGCAAGGCGAAGGCAGCAGCAGCACCAGCAGCAGUGUCACAUUGCCCAAUGCCGAGCUCAGUAGCGGGACGGUAUUGGUAACACAUGAAGCCGCACCGGCGGCACCAUUAGACAGAGUACAAAUCUUGCCCGAAACGAUGGACCACAGCAAACAGGAGGAGCAGCAAGUGCACGCGAAGGCGUCGGAAGCGGCAGACCACGACGACAACGACAACGAUGAGGGUGUCGGUCUGUCGUCGAUGACAGUGACAGCACCAACGGUGGGUGAAGUGGCCGAGGAAAAUAACACCAUUAGCACCGCAAGUAGUAGUGCUAUCGUUGUCGCCGUCGGUGUUGGUGAUGGUGGCGAAGGAACAUCGUUAUCGUCGCCUUCGUGUAGCAGGGCACCACCAGCGGCGGGGCCUCUGGGGGACGGAUCGUCCUCGUCGUCCACCACCUCAGUAACCGCUGCCACCCUCCCAUCGUCCCGUUCGUCCUCCCCGCCGUCGUCGUCGCCCUCGGAGUCGUCACCCAGCGCCACGGUGCCACAGCAAGCGCUGGCAGAAGCCCAGCAAGCAGCACCAUCGAUGGCCGAUCGACAGUUAUGUGAUAGUUCGCCUAAAGGACACUCCUUUGUUGUCGGCGUCGUCGAAGGCCAACGCAGUAAGAGCACCGAGGUGCAGGCACCAUCAUCACGAAGCCCUCACCAAUCGACCGCCAUCGGCACCGAGGCUAAUCCGUUGAUAUCAAUGCAUCCUUCGACCGCGACGCAUUUGGCGGUAGUCGUAGAGGAUGACGGUGGCGAUCGAGACGACGGCACGCACGCUCCUUCGAACUCACGGCCACUAACGCUAGCCGAGGAACUGUCUCAGGCCGAUGCGGCUGGUUCCCUCACCUCCUCCUCCUCCUCCUCGUCGGUAUCGCCGUCGGUGGUUGCGCCCGGAUCAACCUCCUUAACCGCGGCAGUCGUAGCCGUCCUACCAAAGAGUGCUGCAGGCACAGCAGUAGCAGCAGUAGCGGCUAGUAGUGGCAGCAGUCGAAGCACGUCGCCCAUUUUGCACAGCAGCCUUAAGAAAUCGCACAGAAUGGGAUUUAUGACCGGAGCGGCAGUGACGGGGCCAGCAGGAGCAGAGGCAGCGGCGACCGCGGUGGCGACCAACGAGCCCCGACGACGGGUGUCCUUUCCAAAGGAUGCGCAGCUCAUUACCGGCUACCUGGACCCUGUUAACCCCUGGGCUUGUAUAUCGGUCUGUGAAUCAUCGGAGUUACUCGAGCUGUACCGUAGCUCUUGUAAGCGGCACUGCACCCUACCACUGAAGAAUGUCUUGGAGCACCUAAAGUCGAUCGAUAACAGCAAGGGUCGCGUACCAUUGCUCUCGCUGAAAGACCAGCAGCUCAGCUAUGGUGCGUGCGAGGCGCUGGAGGAAAUAUUCAAGCACGUGCAGUACCGGUGCAUUGACCUCUCGCACAGCGGGCUGGACGACGUAACGGCGAGCGUGAUGUUCGACAUCAUUGAGUACUACGAGGCGGCGAACGAGCUCGAUAUUUCCGACAACCUGCAGCUGUCGAGCAAGAGCUGGACGGCGUGCAUCAACAUGCUCAAGAAGAGCCAGGCGCUGAAUGUGCUGAUCACGCGUGGACCCACGAUAUCGGACUACCAGGCCACGAACCUCGCGAAAGCGCUCAACACCUCCGCCAUACACACGCUCAAGCUGGAGCACUGCGUGCUGAGCCAGCAACCGAUCGCGUCGCUCUGCACGAUGCUGAAACGGAACACAGUAUUACGGGAGCUCUGGUUGGCGCACAAUCAGCUGAGCUGCGAGGACGCCCAGCAGAUAGCGAAUCUGCUGCGUUCGAACUAUUACAUUCAGCUGAUAGACAUUUCGAACAACAGGAUCGGGGAUAAAGGCGUCGACCAUAUCGUUACUGCGAUCGUCGAGCAAUCGAUCUACUUCAAGGACAUGCAGGAGAAGAAACGUAAAAGCGACCUUAAUUUUUCCGACCUGUCGAGCAGCUUGAACAGCAUCAACAACGGUGUAAAGAACUAUUUCCCACAGCGGAUACGAUCCAGCGAGCCCAUUGCGAUCGCGACCGCGCCGCAUCAGGUGGUCAGUAGCGACGACGACAUGCGCUGCACACCGUCCGCCAUCACCCUCACGCCUCCGGUGACGCCACCGUCGACUCCGGCGCUCCCCGCGGUCACGACUCCCACCGGUGAUCCCGCGGACCGAACCGACCGGAGCGAGAUGAUGGAAACGGCGCAGAUCAGCGAGGCCGGUAAAACGGCGACAAUGUAUACGAUAAACCAGCACGGGGUGGGCAUUGAAUCGAAAGCGAAUGACACCGCGGCACCACCAGCGCCUUCCCCGCCGACACCGCCCGCCGAUGCGGUUGCUCCACCAAACGUGAAUCUAGUGCAAACGAGUACAAACAAUAGCGUAAGUCUACAAACUAGUGAUAGAGAAAAGCCCGCCACGGUGGAACGGCCGACGGCUGGUGGGAUGGUGACGGCCGAGGAGGAAGCGCUGCUGCUGUCGUCCGUCGUCGUCGUUGGCGAACGCCCGACGGAAGUGCCGAGCACCACUGGCAUGGAGGAAAUAGUACAAAGCGAACAGACGGUUGCCGCCACCACGCUGGAGGAUGAGAGUUUGGAGCUACUGUUGAGUCUGGAGACGCCAUCGUCGGACAGCCCGGUACCACAGGCACCGAAAAAGGCCCGGCUGGCUAAGCAGGAUAGUGUGCUGAGCGAGUUUGAAGCAUCGGUAGCCAUGGAUAUCACCACCAAAGACGGUGGCAAAGGCGUUGAAUCAGAGCAAAAACCAAAGCACGAUACGAACAGCAGCAGCAUCGCAAGGCAACCGAUGCCCAAAGUGGCAAUGAUGGAGGAGGAUGCUCCGGAGCUGUGCGCUGAUUACGACGACGAUGGUAGUAAUUUGCAGAUCUCGCAGGAGAACCUCUUCGUCGACCUUGGCAUACCGGCGGUUUGUGAGGAGGAGGAGGAUGUUGAGGAGAUAGAGCGAGCAACCGGCUCCGCGGCAGUGGCAGCACCGCUGAAGAAAGAUGAGCUGCAGUUGUUGAUUGAAAAAUCGAAGAAAGUGGAUGCGGAUCAGCUUGAGACUGCCGAGGUCCCUGCGAAGGAACAGAACGCUCCGCAGACGACGAUAGCACCGCCAGUCCGGGUGAGAAAAAGUGCCAUUAGUAGUGAUGAAAGGGAGCAGUCGCCAUCGCUUUCGUCGGUGCCUAUCCAAGCGCCGAAGAAAGAUCGAAGUCAUUCGAGCAGUAGCGAUAACACGGUCGAAGGCGGUGGCAGCGCCGUUGGAGUGCGCAUAGUGGAAGUGGAGAUCAAGGAUAGCGUUCCGCUGUCACGCUCGCUAGACUCGGUCGGUGGCGAUGAGUCGGACUUCGAGAGCAGCAGUCCGUUCAUGACAACUGCACCGAGCAGCUUUCCGAACGAACGGUCGUUCAGCUCGGAGAGCCUGAACAGCGAGACGUCGAUCGAUUCGAACGACUCGAAGUCGAGCCUCAAGAUCAUCGAGUCCAAGUUUGCCGCUAAGAACGGAACGCUCGAGCGACAGCAGCAAUCGAACGGGAACCGUGAAUCUACCGGUGGCGAUCAGGCUUCGACCGCGCCGACCGGCCUACAGGUGCUGGUACUGUGGAACAACGAAAUUACGCGCAAUUCGAUGCGCCAUUUUUCACGACUGCUCGAAAAAACCAGCACCCUGGAUACGCUGAACGUGGGCAGCAACCUGCUGUGCAAUAACUUUGUCGCCGGUAUUGGGGCCGCCCUGAAGGCGAACGGAAGCCUUACCAACCUGGGCCUGCAGGGUGCGCACCUGUCGGACAAGGGUGCGAAGGCGAUGGCAGAGGUGAUCGAGUUCGGGGGCAACGCAUCAUUGCAGCGGAUUGAUUUGAGGAACAACAACAUUCAAAAGGCGGGUCUGGAGGCUCUCAACGAGGCCAUGAAGUCGAACAAAUCAGUUACCCGAAUCGAUUUGGACGAUACCCCUCGAAGGGUCAAGGAUACCUCAAUGGAUGGCGUCGGAUCGGAGUACAGCCGGCUGGUGAAUAACAUCCGGGCACAGUGCGAGCGAAACAAAAACCCACCGGAACCGAGCGAACCGAUCAACGCGUCGGUGAAGCGCGCCCGAGCAAACUAUCUCAGCUCCCGGAAGAUCUCCCUCACCUGCCCAUCGAUCAAGACGUCACCAAGUGCCAUCUCGGGCGCGGACAAGCAGCACCUGCUCGAUCCAAGUGGGUGCAAAAAGACGCCACCGGGCACCACCACCGGUGGUGGUCGUUUACGAUCGCCAUUGCCCAGUCCCAUCCCCUCGCCCAUUGCAUCGCCGGUGCCGAGCCCGUCGCGCAAUCGGUUCCACGUGUCGCGAGUAACCGACGCUGCAUCGGGUGGUGGUACCGGAGGUGCUAACCCGUCCGGAUCCCCGUCACCGUCCUCCACCGGCAGCUCGCCGACACUCUUCUUUCCCUCGAACUCGCGCUUCAGGGUGGUGACGGUGGCGGAACCGGACCUCAAGAGUGCUAACAAUCGUAACAGUGGCAGCACCAUCAGUUUACCCAUGAGCAGCAGCAAAUCAUCCCCUUCGGUGUCACCUUCGAUGGCGGGGAGCGUUGGCUCAUCCGCGAUGGCUGUCCACCGGCGUCCGGUGUGCAGCUCCGCACCGACACUAUCAUCCUUCCCUUCACCACUGUCACCGCUGGCGGGCGUACCCACAACGAUGGGCGUUCGACCGAUGACUCCUUCACCGGUCCCUCCGCCGCCUCUUUUGCCUGUCGUAAUGCCCAGCAACACGACCUUUAGCACGUCCAUUCAACCCACACCACUAAUGGCGGCACCACCGAUGGGUCCAUCACCCACGAUGGUUGUGCCCACACUGGUCGGGCCCACACUUGUGAACCAAUCAAUGCCACUCCAGCCACAGAUACUCUCACAGCCGCCGUUCCAACAACUACCGCCACUUGCGCCAUUCGCGCAGCAACACACCCCUCCAGGCUACCACUUUGUCACAAUGUGUAGGCCGGGCAGCAAUACACCGAUUACCAUACAGCAGCAGCAGCUACAACAACCACAACCACAUCCAUCCCUUGUAAUGUUCCAUCAACUUACGAAGAACACAGCAGGUCCACAGACAUCGAUACACCUGCAACAGCAGCAGCAACAGCAACCACAACAACAAACCCAGUACAUCUCCGCCCAUCCUCCCACGAAAGUGCGCCAUUCGUCGUCGUCGUCGUCUCAUCACCAUCUACAGCAACACCAUAGCAGUAGCAGCAACAGCAGCACCCUGCACGAUUCCGUGUUGUCCUCGACCAGCAUCGAAAGUCCGGAUCUGGAAGUAAAGCGUUUCAUGUCGGGUGGUGGUAGUGGUGGCGGCGGUGUACUCGAUGACAGUUGCUGCUCGUCGAUCAGUAGCAGUAGCAUCGAUUCGAUCGACAAUCCACACUUUAUCAGCACCUCCAUCAGCUCGACGGAUGAAAGCUUCGAUCUGGUGGUCAGCUCGCCACCUCCCUCCGGGGGUGGGUCGUCUUGCUCGUCGUUUUCGAUCGUCCCUUCACAAACGUCUCGACCGCAAGAAGAGGAAAGUACGCUCAUACCGAGUGCGAGUGGUGGUGCCGGCGGUGGUGGUGGAUAUCAUCUGGCGGGGAAACAAACUGCUGCCGCGCUUGAAGGAGCAGGCCAGCAACCACCAAUCGCCAGUUUGUCGACGUCGAGUAUCGGUGCACAGCUGAAUACGGCCAGCUCGCAAGAGUCACUGUACGAUGUGCACGAUCUGUCCGCGUCCUCCAACUCGUCCCUCACGGGCACUGUCACUGUAAACUGGGCGCAGCAAGGACCAGCGGCAGCUGGAAUCAAGCAGCAUGCAGCCCCCGUCGCCCAUCACGCAGCACCGCCUAUCGCGGCGAACGUAAAGGCGGCAGCCCAUUUGGCAAGCAACUCCAACGAAAGUACCCUCACGUCUGUUCAAAGCCUCGACCGGGAGCCGGCGAAGGUUCAACCUGCUGGCGAGAAAGCACCCCGUGUACGAAAGACCUCCUGGAUACUCGGUGGUGUGGGGGGAGGUACCGGUGGGGGUGGAAGUAAACACAGCGAUUCUGGCUCAAGUGGAGGCAGCACUCCAACGCCCAGCGGUGGUGGCAGCGGGUAUCCACCGGCGAUCGAAAAGCUUCUCAGCAUCUUUCACAACCCGUUCUCCAGCUCUAGCAAGGCAUCGUCGGCCAGUCCACCACCACACGCGACAGAGUCGUCUGCCUCGUCGGGAGGUUCACAACCACCGUCGCGGAAGGAAAGUCCCAUGGGUGGAUUGUUUCACUGGGCACAUGGAAGUGGCGGUGCCGGUAGUAAUAGUACCAGUCCCACCACCACCACCAAGGAGGAAGUCCAGCGGCUGAAGGAAAAUGUGUCACCCGAAACAACUUUGACGCCACAACAGCUGCAACCGCUGCAGAACCAGCUGCAUACGACCGGUACCUCGGUCCAGCAUCAGCAGCAGAGUGCGGAGAACAUGCCUCCGCAGCUAAAGGUGGAGAUGAAGGAGAACAUUUCACCGGAAAACACCAUCACCCAUAAGCUGCUAACGGCGGUUGUGCCUAGCGGGGAGGCGGUGGUGCUGGCGGCCUCAAAUCUAGCAACGCCUGCCAUCGUAACUCCAGCUGCCGCCCCCCACACGAAGGUCAUCUUUCAGCUCGGUGGUGAUUACGACGAAUCGGAGGACGACAUCGAAACGCUGACGAACAAGUAUGGCAACAAUGCCAGCCUUGCCGGAGUUGGUGGGCAGUACUUUGGUACCGGUGGGCACCACCAGAGCGGACCGAACAGCCUGCUUGGAGGCAGCACGACGAGCAACAGCAGUGGAAUUAGCAUCGGUAGCGGUACAAGUGCUGGCGGUGACAUACCGACCACGAUGAUGGUUCCUUCGCCUACACCGAGCGGUGCUAGUGUUGUCAGUGGCCAGACGUCGGUAUCGUCCGACACGGUGCUGGUGCUGAGCCAUCUCGGCCAACUGGCGCGCGACUCGCUAAGUAUGUUCAAAAACCCUAGCCUUACCUCGCAGGACUCGAUCUCGGUCCGUUCGAUGGACUCACUGGUGGAGAUGGCAACCGGUGGAGCAGCAGCAGCUGCAGCAGCGGCAGACACUCGCGGUCAUCCACCAUCCGCAUCACCGUUGUCAACUGUUCCAGGUCACUCUACUCAACCGGCAUCUGCAUCGGCAUCAUCACCCUCGUCUUUAUCAUUAGGACAUACUGCAUCAUCCCGCUCGUCAUCCCCAUCGGUGGACAACUCCUCGGCCCAGUAGCCACCAUUAUGGCCUGCUGUUGGGGAGUUUAGAGCGAUCGCGGAAGUGCUCAUCUGAAUUUUUGCGCGCAGACAGUUUUCCUUACAUCUGUUUUUCUUUUUCUUCUGUCGUAUACGCACUUGCUGCUUCGUCACCAAACGACAGUCCCCGCUUCCCCCAAGGAACGGUGGUGGUGGUGGUGGUGACGGCAGUAGCACGUUCUAGAAGCCAGAAAGAUUCUAAUCUAUGCUGCGUAUUUGUCUUGUAUGUGCUCGCCGUGCUCGGAAGUUGGUUGUUUUACAUGUUAUUAUAAUUUUUAAAUGUGAAUGCUAUUACUAAGCAAAAUGGGGGAAAAAACAUGGCCAUAAACAACGUA
This is a messenger RNA of Anopheles coustani, 10732 nucleotides long. RefSeq names its product mucin-5AC. Lineage: Eukaryota; Metazoa; Arthropoda; Insecta; Diptera; Culicidae. Gene Ontology annotation, molecular function: protein binding. The transcript has 7 exons. The coding region runs from base 1918 to 10377 and encodes 2819 amino acids. The record is from RefSeq and is a predicted model, not a curated record.